AUGAGUGUCGUGACGGUUUCUUCUGGCGCAUUAUCGCCCACCGGCGCUGACUGGCGGCAAUGCCAGUGGCGCCAAGCAGCAGCCACCGGCGCUGCCGCCGACGAUGGCAGCCUGGGCGCCGGCGUCUCGCUCGAUGCCGGCCACCCGGGCAGUCUGCCCGACAAUGGCGUCCCUAGCAGCAGCAGCAGCAGCGCAGAAGGCCAUUGGCUUGGCGACCAGCAUGCAGCAGCAGCGCCGCAGCAAGGCAACAGGCAGCGAGAGGGCAGCGCAGCCCCGGCAGCGGCAGGCCCAGAGGCAGGCCAGGAUGCGCAGCCGCUGGGCGACGAGCAGCAGCAGCAGCAGCAGCAGCAGCAGCAGCAGGCGGGGCAGCAGCAGCAGGCGCAGGGGCCGUGGCGGCUCCAGUGGCAGCUGCCAGACGUGCCGUGGGCGCUCAACACGACCAUCACGCUCAUGGUCCUCUGGCUGCUCUGCUUCUGGGCGGCGGCAUACACGCUGGUGCCCAACCUGCUGCGCUGGGCGGGCGUCGAGGCCGCGGGUGGCGCCGCCACGGCAGAGGCGGCGGCCUGGGUGCAGGUGGUGCGCCACCUGGUACUGGAUGGCCUGCAGGUGGGCACCACGGUGCUGCUGCUGCGCCGCGGCCUCGCGCCCUACUCGCCCCGCCAGCUGGGCCUGUUUGCCGCGCCGCUGCGCCCGCUGCGGCACUGGCUGCUGGCGGUGGCGGCGGGGGUGCUCACCUUCCCUGUCAUCGACUGGCUGUACAAGAGGAUGGUGGCGGUGCUGGCGGCGGCAGAGGAGCAGGCCGUCAGCUCCACCGCCGACCAGAUUCUGGGCACCAGCAGCUGGGCCACGCAGGCGCUGUGGUUUGGCGUGCUGGCGGUGUGCGCGCCUGUGUGGGAGGAACUGAUGUUCCGCGGCUUCCUGCUGCCCUCGCUGGCCCGCUACCUGCCCCACUGGGCCGCCAUUGCCGCCACCUCCCUCAUCUUUGCGCUGGUGCACUUCAGCCGCGACGGCCUGCUGCCGCUGCUGCUGCUGGGCUGCGUGUUCGGCGCCUCCUACGCCUACACCCGCAACCUGCUGGCGCCCAUCGUGCUGCACAGCCUGUGGAACGUGGGCCUGCUGGUGCAGCUGCUGGCGGGCAGCGGCGCCGUCUAG
Chlorella variabilis is the source of this 1152-nucleotide messenger RNA. RefSeq lists its product as hypothetical. The record is from RefSeq and is a predicted model, not a curated record. Lineage: Eukaryota; Viridiplantae; Chlorophyta; Trebouxiophyceae; Chlorellales; Chlorellaceae. Bases 1 to 1152 code for a protein of 383 amino acids. Gene Ontology annotation, cellular component: membrane. Gene Ontology annotation, biological process: CAAX-box protein processing. Gene Ontology annotation, molecular function: metalloendopeptidase activity. The transcript has 3 exons.